This is a messenger RNA of Psammomys obesus (fat sand rat), 1497 nucleotides long. RefSeq names its product fascin actin-bundling protein 3 (gene Fscn3). Gene Ontology annotation, biological process: establishment or maintenance of cell polarity; actin filament bundle assembly; cell migration. The record is from RefSeq and is a predicted model, not a curated record. Gene Ontology annotation, cellular component: lamellipodium; filopodium; cell projection membrane. Lineage: Eukaryota; Metazoa; Chordata; Mammalia; Rodentia; Muridae. Gene Ontology annotation, molecular function: protein-macromolecule adaptor activity; actin filament binding. The transcript is spliced from 6 exons. The coding region runs from base 1 to 1497 and encodes 498 amino acids.
AUGGCUGAGGUGGAUUGGACACACAGACAUCCAAGAGAUGAGGACCUGAGGGUUGGGCUCAUCAGCUGGGCAGGAAACUACCUCGCCUUUGAAGCAUAUAAGAAUACAGUCACAGCUACUGCAAAGAAUUUGGGCAGGAGACAGACCUGGGAGCUUCUAGUGAGCAACGAACAGGAGACGCAGGCAGUGGUGCGACUAAAGAGCUUGCAGGGCCUCUACCUGCUGUGCGAGGCAGAUGGCUCUGUGUGCUAUGGCAAGCCGAAGACCAGCCACCACGGAUGCUUCCUUCUCCGUUUCCACCGAAAUGGCAAAUGGACCUUCCAGUGCAUAAUUUCCGGCCGCUAUCUGGAGUCUGACGGCGAGGAUGUAUUCUGCAACUCCAGGGUUCUCUCAGCGUACCACAUGUGGACGCCCAGGCCAGCCCUGCACGUCCACGUGAUGCUCUACAGCCCGGUCUACCACAGCUACGCCCGAGCUGACCACUCCGUGGGCAGGGUCUGGAUGGACGCAGGAGUCCCUUGCCUGGAGGAGUGUGGUUUUGUGUUACAUUUCCAAGACGGAUACUACCACCUGGAGACUUCUACACACCAUUUCCUGUCUCACGUAGACCGGCUGGUCUCCCAGCGCUCAUCAAAGACAGCUUUUCACAUGCAAGUGCGGCCUAGAGGGCUUGUGGCGCUGUGUGAUGGAGAAGGAGGCUCGCUGUAUCCGCAGGGUUCACAUCUCCUCCUGGGCCUGGGCUCCAGUCCCGUGAGUGGUGAGGAGUGGUUCAUUCUGCAACACUUUCCAACCUGGGUCAGCCUGAGGUCAAAGAAUCGGAGGUUUAUCUCAGUCAUCUACGACGCCGAGGUGUGCGCUGCCUCUGAGCGCCUGACCCCAAUGUCGUUGUUCCAGUAUGAAUGUGACCGUGAGAACGUUAACUUACAGCUUCGUUCAACCAACGGCUACUACCUCGCUCAGAGGCGCCACAGGGCAAUCAUCGCGGACGGGCACCCCGUGGAAUCUGAAACCUCCUUCCGUGCACACUGGAAUUGUGGGAAAAUCAUCCUGCAGGCCUCCAAUGGGUGUUUCCUGAGCAUUGCAUCCAACGGCCUGCUGAUGGCAAGUGCCACCACUCCAGGCUCAAAUGAGGAGCUGGGGAUUCGGUUUGCCAACCGCUCCUUUCUCCUCCUGCGCGGCCGGUAUGGGUACGUGGGCUCCUGCUCAGACCGUGACCUGAUGCAGUGCGACAGGGAUCAGCCUGACUGCAUUCAGCUGUUGCCCUGCCACCAGGGCAUCUAUCACUUCCAGGCACAGGGUGGUUCCUUCUGGUCGAUAACGUCCUUCGGCACCUUCCGCCCCUGGGGAAAGUUUGCCCUCAACUUCUGUAUAGAACUUCAAGGAAGCAACUUGCUCACGGUGCUGGCACCCAACGGUUUCUACAUCCGGGCAGACCGGAGUGGCACACUAUUGGCAGACAGCGAAACCAUUACAAAAGAAUGUAUCUGGGAAUUUUAG